CGGAUCCCCUAGAUUGCGCACGUGAUAACCGGAUCGUCAGAUCGCGCCUCCUUCAGUGCGACGCGUUUACACGGUUCUGCGAAUCAUUGGGAUAAACGCGAGGGUGAAGACGGAUAAAGGAGGAACGUUGUCUCGUCGAUGAAUCAAGAUUGUCUUUUUGGUUUUCCGUGUUACUUCGUGCUAUUAGUUUCUCUCGAUUGAUGAAUGAAAAUUGAUAAAUUCCCGGAAGAUUGGAAUGUAUAUACGUUCGUGUAUUUAUUUAGCCUCGUGUAUCGCGUUCCAUCGCACACCCUACCCACCUCGUUGCUAAUUUAACAUCGUAGGUGUUAUCGGAAAAAUCAAUUUCCACCCACGGUGUGCACGCGUUUUGCGGCGACGCUACGGAACGAAACAAUUAUGACAAACAUCGCACAUUGUUGCUCGUCACGAAUGCAUGUCGUCGCGUAACAAUGUGAGUGUUAGAAAUUUCGACGCGUCAAAUCUCGAGAAAUUUGAUAUGUCAUUCCUGAUAUCCCGGAAUGUGGUUGCGGGUUUUUGUGUGUACGAAGGUGGAGGUGUCAGUGAACUCUCUUAUGUUUCACAAGGGAUACAGCAGUUCAGUUAAUAAUAACACUUUCAACGAUGGAUUACGAUUAUAUGCCCUUUCACAGAGAGAAAGACUUUCAUAAUAGAUGUUGUGGUGGAAAACUCUGGUGCAUCAAGGAUAUAUGUGGCAUUAUAUGUGCAGUAUUAACAUGGCUACUGAUAAUUUAUGCAGAAUUUGUAGUAAUGGCAGUGAUUCUUAUUCCUACCAUAAAUACAUUAUAUUCCAGCCUAAAUAUGGCCAUUUUUCAGUCUCUAGCAUUUUUGGCUUUUGCAUCACAUUUAAGAACCAUGUUUACAGAUCCGGGUGCAGUACCAAAAGGUAAUGCAACAAAAGAGAUGAUACAACAAAUGGGAUUUAGAGACGGACAAGUUAUCUUUAAGUGUCCAAAAUGUUGUUCUAUCAAGCCUGACAGAGCACAUCAUUGCUCCGUUUGCCAAAGGUGUAUUAGAAAAAUGGAUCAUCAUUGUCCAUGGGUUAACAAUUGUGUGGGGGAAAAUAAUCAAAAAUACUUUGUACUUUUUACUUUUUAUAUAGCGGGCAUAUCUCUACAAUCUCUAUUUUUGUGUAUACAACAAUUCACCACAUGUGUCAGACAAGAAUGGAGGGAAUGCUCCACAUUUAACCCGCCAGCGACGGUAGUGUUAUUAUUAUUUUUGGCAUUUGAAGCACUUUUAUUUGCCAUUUUUACUGCUGUGAUGUUAGGCACGCAACUACAAGCUAUUUGGAAUGAUGAAACUGGUAUAGAACAACUUAAAAAAGAGGAAGCUAGAUGGGUUCGUAAUAGUAGAUGGAAAUCAAUUCAGGCAGUUUUUGGAAGAUUUUCGAUAGCUUGGUUCUCCCCUUUUACCUCACCUCCUAAUGCAAAGACAAAACUAGAUUCAUAUCUAUAUUCUGUCUGAAUUAUAUAUUUUGAUACAUAUAACCAUGACUUAUAUAGAGGAAUAUUAGUGUACAUAAAUAAUAAUUAAUUUUAAUGGUCGUGUGUGAUUGAAAUACAGAUUGGUUCUAAAAAAUGAAGAAAAAUAUCAAAAAAGAAUUUUGAGCACACAUGUAUAUUUUAAUGAGUUUUUCCUUUUUAUGAUACUUUCUCAACAAAUGUGCUGAUACAUUUGUAAACAACAAUUGCAUUUUAU
Messenger RNA from Camponotus floridanus (Florida carpenter ant), 1719 nucleotides. Its product is annotated as palmitoyltransferase ZDHHC3. Lineage: Eukaryota; Metazoa; Arthropoda; Insecta; Hymenoptera; Formicidae. The transcript is spliced from 7 exons. Gene Ontology annotation, biological process: peptidyl-L-cysteine S-palmitoylation; protein targeting to membrane. Gene Ontology annotation, molecular function: protein-cysteine S-palmitoyltransferase activity. The coding region runs from base 622 to 1485 and encodes 287 amino acids. The record is from RefSeq and is a predicted model, not a curated record. Gene Ontology annotation, cellular component: endoplasmic reticulum; Golgi apparatus.